GCGGCCGCCUCACGGCCACCCCUCAGUGCCCCCCGCGAGUCCCUCCCGGGGCGCCCGUGACGAGACCGUGCGGGUCUCUCCGGGCAGCACUUUGCUUGCAAUGACGUUCCCGUUUGGAUGAGGUGCCCUGGGAAGUUCGCUUUUGGGCAAGGUAAAACACGGCUUUUUCGCUUGUAAAGGAAGAAAGACCUUUUUGGCCCGCUUGUUUUGUCGCUGUCAGUCGCGGUGAAGUGUAAGCCUAAGCCUUCCUUACGCUCACUUGGUAAAAUAAAUCAUUGCUGGCUCCUAGUAGACCAUCUGAGCGAGUCCUUUGGACAGGUCCCAGCUUCGCUGCAGCUAGCCUGAAUUUUACUGUGUGAUUUCCCACUCCCGGUGUUUCACACACAUUCGUUCUGGCCCCAUCUGAAAGUGAAUAUUAACUUUGUGCUGCCUGUACACUGUGACAAGGUUUAUUACACACAACCCAGUAUCAGAGGGAAUUGUGGGGUCACAGCCUAGGUCUUCCCACUGUCUGUGCAGAAUGAACCUGUUCCAGCUGCAUCCCGGGCACACUGGGGUGGGAUGCAGAAGGUAAUUCAUCAGCAAGGCUGGGGUGAGCAGAUUUUGGGAUGUAAUUCGGAUGUAACUGGAAUAACUGAGGCAUGUGUGGUGCCUCAGUUGCUGGAGGUGUGUUUUCAUGCUUCCAGCAGCAAUGUGUGGAGCUUUUAACUGUCCUCCUUGUAUCUGCUAAAUAAUACCUUACUCUUGUUUUUAACUGUGCCUGUCUUGUCCACGGGGAUGGAAAAAUGUUUCAGGUUUUCUCUCCUGCCUUUUACUCAGAAGAACUAAUGUUGCCUUGCUCUUUUUCUGCUUCCCACUUGUCAGGAUUUGGUGGGCUUGAAACUGCAAACUCCACUGCCAGUGGGUUUAAUUUUGGGGGUUUCGGAUUAACUGCUAAUCCCGCGGUGAAUUUUAAUAUUGGGAAUUUCGGUGUUUCCACUACCUCAACUCCACCGUUCAAUUUUGGUAACAGUCUGGCAAGUGCAGGAGCGUUCGGAGGGUUUGGCACCACCACCACCACUGCAGCACCGGCAUUCAGCUUCUCUGCACCCACCAACACGGGCACCGGCGGACUCUUUGGUGCCACCCAGAACAAAGGCUUUGGAUUUGGCACUAGUUUUGGCACAGGAACUGGAACUGGCUUGGGUAGUGGGUUGGGAACUGGGCUUGGCUUUGGAGGCUUUGGAACCCAGCAGCAGCAGACCACGUUAGGUAGCGGGUUGUUCAGCCAGCCUGCCCAGACACCCGCCCAGUCCAACCAGCUCAUCAAUACAGCCAGCGCCCUGUCAGCUCCGACACUCCUGGGGGAUGAGAGGGAUGCCAUUCUGGCCAAGUGGAACCAGCUGCAGGCCUUCUGGGGAACGGGCAAAGGGUACUUCAACAACAACAUCGCUCCCGUGGAGUUCACCCAGGAAAACCCCUUCUGCAGGUUUAAGGCUGUGGGUUACAGUCUAAUGCCCAACAACAAAGAUGAAGAUGGCCUCGUGGUUUUGGUGUUCAACAGAAAAGAAGCAGAUAUUCGAAGCCAGCAGCAGCAGCUUGUGGAGUCACUACACAAAAUUCUGGGGGGAAACCAGACCCUCACUGUCAACAUCGAAGGGGUUAAAACGAUGCCAGAUGACCAGACAGAGGUGAUCAUUUACGUUGUGGAGCGCUCGCCCAAUGGCACCUCGAGGAGAGUUCCCGCCACCACCCUCUACGCCCACUUCGAACAAGCCAACAUCAAGUCGUCCCUGCAGCAGCUGGGGGUCAGCCUCUCCAUGGCCAGGACAGAGCUGUCCCCAGCACAGGUCAAACAGCUCCUGCAGAACCCUCCUGCCGGUGUUGAUCCUAUUAUUUGGGAACAAGCCAAAGUUGAUAAUCCUGAUCCUGACAAGCUUAUUCCUGUGCCAAUGGUGGGUUUCAAGGAACUGUUGAGAAGAUUGAAGGUCCAAGAUCAGAUGACCAAGCAGCAUCAAACUCGAUUAGAUAUAAUAUCAGAAGAUAUCAGUGAGCUGCAGAAAAACCAAACAACAACUAUGGCAAAAAUCGCACAGUACAAAAGGAAGCUGAUGGCACUUUCUCACAGAACAUUACAGGUGUUAAUAAAGCAGGAGAUCCAAAGGAAAAGUGGUUAUGCCAUCCAAGCAGAUGAGGAGCAGCUCCGUGUACAGCUGGAUACAAUUCAAUGUGAACUUAACGCACCAACGCAGUUCAAGGGCAGACUGAAUGAACUCAUGUCCCAGAUCAGGAUGCAGAACCACUUUGGAGCAGUGCGGGCUGAAGAGCGCUAUUACAUAGAUGCAGACCUCUUAAGGGAAAUCAAGCAACACCUGAAGCAGCAGCAAGAAGGACUCAGUCACCUAAUCAGCAUCAUCAAGGAUGACUUGGAGGACAUCAAGCUAAUAGAACACGGGCUGAACGAAAGCAUUCCCAUCAGAGGAGGAGUCUUCAGUUGACUGGAUGCUGCAGGGCUUAGACAGAACACAGUAGUCAAGUUCAUGGCUCACCUUCCAAGGCUAAAACUGUUGAGGUAAAAUAAAAGGUAUCUUGUAGGAGCAAUGCUAUUUUGGCUGUUACCUUUAGAAUUAGCAAAGCCUCUUCUAAGCUUUUAAAAUUGACCUUUGGAAGGUUUAUAUUUUGUAAAGCUGUAUAUGCUUUAACAAAAGAAGGAAAACUGAAUCUGUUCAGAUACUGGUUUACUAUAAAACUAUAUGUACUAUUGUACAUUUUUUUCUUUUUUUUCUCUCCUUUUUUUUACAACAACAUUGUCCUAUAAAUGCAGUGCUGAGGGGAUUGCUUCACUUGCGACUUGGUUUGUGGAAAGUUUAGCCCCCAUCCAUGUUUCUGUUCAAAUGAUCAAGUAACAUUGUGUAAACAGUUAAACCCUUAUGAGGAUGUUAGUUGCUGUAACUAUGUUGGUCCCUGCAAUACCACUAGUUUACUGGGGCAAGCUGCAGGAACUUGUUUCCAGUUUCUGUCCUUCCUUUGGACUGCACGGAUCUGAACGUCAUGUUUUUAUCACUUUACAUACAUGAAUUAUACAGAGCUUCGGUGCCCCUCUAAGUAACAGAAUGUCUGGACAUUGUCUUCUGCCUUUUUUUAAUUGCCCAAGAGUAAUAAAUUCAGUCUGACUUUGUAAUAA
Molecule: messenger RNA, 3163 nt
Organism: Myiozetetes cayanensis
Lineage: Eukaryota; Metazoa; Chordata; Aves; Passeriformes; Tyrannidae
Gene: NUP54
Product: nucleoporin 54
Exons: 12
Coding region: 786-2477 (563 amino acids)
Biological process (GO): NLS-bearing protein import into nucleus; protein localization to nuclear inner membrane; nuclear pore organization
Cellular component (GO): nuclear pore central transport channel; nuclear pore
Molecular function (GO): structural constituent of nuclear pore
Source: RefSeq, a predicted model, not a curated record